UUUGGUGAUGUGGGGCUUAGCAUAAGUGACUCCAUUUUGGACAUGUUGUCUUGUUUUUAACAGUUUGUUUCCAUCUUUGUUUGGAGUUAGCAAGAAUUCAGGAGUCUCAAUCAUCUGGAUGCUUUAUGGAUUUUUAUAACCAUGAAAUUAUCUUACUUUUAUGUGGUGCUUGGAACUUCCCAAGUUUAUUCACAACUGCUUCUCACAGCAAGAUUACCUUGUCUUACAGAAUUAGAAAUGACUGCUCAGAGAGGUUAAAUGACUUACUUGAGGCCACCCAGCUGUGAGGGGGCAGCAGUCUUCUCACUCGGGUCUCAGCUCCCUCCCCCUUGUUCUUGCCACCCUAAGUGACAGAGGGGCCCAAGGAAGACACACUCCUGCCCUGUCUCGGCAGGGCCUGGGGGGGCCAUGUCCCUCAUCCCAUGGCUCCGGUGGAACGAGUCUCCGCCGCGGCUGUCGUCUCGGAGUCCGGCUCAGAUGGUGCUGGAGACACUCAUGGUGGAGCUGGAGGGGCAGAUGCGAGAGGCUGAGAGGCAGCAGUGGGAGCGCAGCAAUGCCGUCAGGAAGAUCUGCACUGGAGUGGACUACAGCUGGCUGGCCAGCGCGCCCCGGCCCACCUACGACCUCAGCCCCGGGGAGAGGCUGCAACUAGAGGACGUCUGCGCCAAGAUCCACCCAUCCUACUGUGGGCCCGCCAUCCUCAGGUUCCGGCAGCUGAUGGCAGAGCAGGAGCCCGAGGUGCAGGAGGUGUCCCGGCUCUUCCGCUCGGUGCUGCAGGAAGUCCUGGAGAGGAUGAAGCAGGAGGAGGCGGCGCACAAGCUGACCCGUCAGUGGAGCCUGCGGCCCCGCAGCAGCCUGGCCACCUUCAGGAGCCGCGCGCGCAUCACCCCCUUCGCCAGCGACAUCCGCACCAUCUCCCAGGACGUGGAGCGGGACGCGCCGCCGCUGCACCGUACCUGGAGCAUGCCAGAGUUCCGGGCACAAAAAGAGGACUGACCCCGCCUCUCCUGCCUGGGAGCAGAGCCACCUCGGGCGGGGGGCGGGGGCGGGC
Messenger RNA from Aethalodelphis obliquidens (Pacific white-sided dolphin), 1051 nucleotides. RefSeq names its product RD3 regulator of GUCY2D (gene RD3). Gene Ontology annotation, biological process: retina development in camera-type eye. NCBI's taxonomy places the organism in Eukaryota, Metazoa, Chordata, Mammalia, Artiodactyla, Delphinidae. The coding region runs from base 409 to 996 and encodes 195 amino acids. The record is from RefSeq and is a predicted model, not a curated record. The transcript has 2 exons.